This is a messenger RNA of Closterium sp. Naga37s-1, 10050 nucleotides long. Lineage: Eukaryota; Viridiplantae; Streptophyta; Zygnematophyceae; Desmidiales; Closteriaceae. The record is from the annotation of a GenBank genome assembly.
AUGCGAGUGUGGGGAGAAUGGGAUGGGUGUGGCAGUGGGGAGAAUGGGAUGGGUGUGGCAGUGGGGAGAAUGGGAUGGGUGUGGCAGUGGGGAGAAUGGGAUGGGUGUGGCAGUGGGGAGAAUGGGAUGGGUGUGGCAGUGGGGAGAAUGGGAUGGGUGUGGCAGUGGGGAGAAUGGGAUGGGUGUGGCAGUGGGGAGAAUGGGAUGGGUGUGGCAGUGGGGAGAAUGGGAUGGGUGUGGCAGUGGGGAGAAUGGGAUGGGUGUGGCAGUGGGGAGAAUGGGAUGGGUGUGGCAGUGGGGAGAAUGGGAUGGGUGUGGCAGUGGGGAGAAUGGGAUGGGUGUGGCAGUGGGGAGAAUGGGAUGGGUGUGGCAGUGGGGAGAAUGGGAUGGGUGUGGCAGUGGGGAGAAUGGGAUGGGUGUGGCAGUGGGGAGAAUGGGAUGGGUGUGGCAGUGGGGAGAAUGGGAUGGGUGUGGCAGUGGGGAGAAUGGGAUGGGUGUGGCAGUGGGGAGAAUGGGAUGGGUGUGGCAGUGGGGAGAAUGGGAUGGGUGUGGCAGUGGGGAGAAUGGGAUGGGUGUGGCAGUGGGGAGAAUGGGAUGGGUGUGGCAGUGGGGAGAAUGGGAUGGGUGUGGCAGUGGGGAGAAUGGGAUGGGUGUGGCAGUGGGGAGAAUGGGAUGGGUGUGGCAGUGGGGAGAAUGGGAUGGGUGUGGCAGUGGGGAGAAUGGGAUGGGUGUGGCAGUGGGGAGAAUGGGAUGGGUGUGGCAGUGGGGAGAAUGGGAUGGGUGUGGCAGUGGGGAGAAUGGGAUGGGUGUGGCAGUGGGGAGAAUGGGAUGGGUGUGGCAGUGGGGAGAAUGGGAUGGGUGUGGCAGUGGGGAGAAUGGGAUGGGUGUGGCAGUGGGGAGAAUGGGAUGGGUGUGGCAGUGGGGAGAAUGGGAUGGGUGUGGCAGUGGGGAGAAUGGGAUGGGUGUGGCAGUGGGGAGAAUGGGAUGGGUGUGGCAGUGGGGAGAAUGGGAUGGGUGUGGCAGUGGGGAGAAUGGGAUGGGUGUGGCAGUGGGGAGAAUGGGAUGGGUGUGGCAGUGGGGAGAAUGGGAUGGGUGUGGCAGUGGGGAGAAUGGGAUGGGUGUGGCAGUGGGGAGAAUGGGAUGGGUGUGGCAGUGGGGAGAAUGGGAUGGGUGUGGCAGUGGGGAGAAUGGGAUGGGUGUGGCAGUGGGGAGAAUGGGAUGGGUGUGGCAGUGGGGAGAAUGGGAUGGGUGUGGCAGUGGGGAGAAUGGGAUGGGUGUGGCAGUGGGGAGAAUGGGAUGGGUGUGGCAGUGGGGAGAAUGGGAUGGGUGUGGCAGUGGGGAGAAUGGGAUGGGUGUGGCAGUGGGGAGAAUGGGAUGGGUGUGGCAGUGGGGAGAAUGGGAUGGGUGUGGCAGUGGGGAGAAUGGGAUGGGUGUGGCAGUGGGGAGAAUGGGAUGGGUGUGGCAGUGGGGAGAAUGGGAUGGGUGUGGCAGUGGGGAGAAUGGGAUGGGUGUGGCAGUGGGGAGAAUGGGAUGGGUGUGGCAGUGGGGAGAAUGGGAUGGGUGUGGCAGUGGGGAGAAUGGGAUGGGUGUGGCAGUGGGGAGAAUGGGAUGGGUGUGGCAGUGGGGAGAAUGGGAUGGGUGUGGCAGUGGGGAGAAUGGGAUGGGUGUGGCAGUGGGGAGAAUGGGAUGGGUGUGGCAGUGGGGAGAAUGGGAUGGGUGUGGCAGUGGGGAGAAUGGGAUGGGUGUGGCAGUGGGGAGAAUGGGAUGGGUGUGGCAGUGGGGAGAAUGGGAUGGGUGUGGCAGUGGGGAGAAUGGGAUGGGUGUGGCAGUGGGGAGAAUGGGAUGGGUGUGGCAGUGGGGAGAAUGGGAUGGGUGUGGCAGUGGGGAGAAUGGGAUGGGUGUGGCAGUGGGGAGAAUGGGAUGGGUGUGGCAGUGGGGAGAAUGGGAUGGGUGUGGCAGUGGGGAGAAUGGGAUGGGUGUGGCAGUGGGGAGAAUGGGAUGGGUGUGGCAGUGGGGAGAAUGGGAUGGGUGUGGCAGUGGGGAGAAUGGGAUGGGUGUGGCAGUGGGGAGAAUGGGAUGGGUGUGGCAGUGGGGAGAAUGGGAUGGGUGUGGCAGUGGGGAGAAUGGGAUGGGUGUGGCAGUGGGGAGAAUGGGAUGGGUGUGGCAGUGGGGAGAAUGGGAUGGGUGUGGCAGUGGGGAGAAUGGGAUGGGUGUGGCAGUGGGGAGAAUGGGAUGGGUGUGGCAGUGGGGAGAAUGGGAUGGGUGUGGCAGUGGGGAGAAUGGGAUGGGUGUGGCAGUGGGGAGAAUGGGAUGGGUGUGGCAGUGGGGAGAAUGGGAUGGGUGUGGCAGUGGGGAGAAUGGGAUGGGUGUGGCAGUGGGGAGAAUGGGAUGGGUGUGGCAGUGGGGAGAAUGGGAUGGGUGUGGCAGUGGGGAGAAUGGGAUGGGUGUGGCAGUGGGGAGAAUGGGAUGGGUGUGGCAGUGGGGAGAAUGGGAUGGGUGUGGCAGUGGGGAGAAUGGGAUGGGUGUGGCAGUGGGGAGAAUGGGAUGGGUGUGGCAGUGGGGAGAAUGGGAUGGGUGUGGCAGUGGGGAGAAUGGGAUGGGUGUGGCAGUGGGGAGAAUGGGAUGGGUGUGGCAGUGGGGAGAAUGGGAUGGGUGUGGCAGUGGGGAGAAUGGGAUGGGUGUGGCAGUGGGGAGAAUGGGAUGGGUGUGGCAGUGGGGAGAAUGGGAUGGGUGUGGCAGUGGGGAGAAUGGGAUGGGUGUGGCAGUGGGGAGAAUGGGAUGGGUGUGGCAGUGGGGAGAAUGGGAUGGGUGUGGCAGUGGGGAGAAUGGGAUGGGUGUGGCAGUGGGGAGAAUGGGAUGGGUGUGGCAGUGGGGAGAAUGGGAUGGCUGUGGCAGUGGGGAGAAUGGGAUGGGUGUGGCAGUGGGGAGAAUGGGAUGGGAUGGGUGUGGCAGUGGGGAGAAUGGGAUGGGUGUGGCAGUGGGGAGAAUGGGAUGGGUGUGGCAGUGGGGAGAAUGGGAUGGGUGUGGCAGUGGGGAGAAUGGGAUGGGUGUGGCAGUGGGGAGAAUGGGAUGGGUGUGGCAGUGGGGAGAAUGGGAUGGGUGUGGCAGUGGGGAGAAUGGGAUGGGUGUGGCAGUGGGGAGAAUGGGAUGGGUGUGGCAGUGGGGAGAAUGGGAUGGCUGUGGCAGUGGGGAGAAUGGGAUGGCUGUGGCAGUGGGGAGAAUGGGAUGGCUGUGGCAGUGGGGAGAAUGGGAUGGGUGUGGCAGUGGGGAGAAUGGGAUGGCUGUGGCAGUGGGGAGAAUGGGAUGGGUGUGGCAGUGGGGAGAAUGGGAUGGCUGUGGCAGUGGGGAGAAUGGGAUGGGUGUGGCAGUGGGGAGAAUGGGAUGGCUGUGGCAGUGGGGAGAAUGGGAUGGGUGUGGCAGUGGGGAGAAUGGGAUGGGUGUGGCAGUGGGGAGAAUGGGAUGGGUGUGGCAGUGGGGAGAAUGGGAUGGCUGUGGCAGUGGGGAGAAUGGGAUGGCUGUGGCAGUGGGGAGAAUGGGAUGGCUGUGGCAGUGGGGAGAAUGGGAUGGCUGUGGCAGUGGGGAGAAUGGGAUGGCUGUGGCAGUGGGGAGAAUGGGAUGGCUGUGGCAGUGGGGAGAAUGGGAUGGCUGUGGCAGUGGGGAGAAUGGGAUGGGUGUGGCAGUGGGGAGAAUGGGAUGGGUGUGGCAGUGGGGAGAAUGGGAUGGGUGUGGCAGUGGGGAGAAUGGGAUGGGUGUGGCAGUGGGGAGAAUGGGAUGGGUGUGGCAGUGGGGAGAAUGGGAUGGGUGUGGCAGUGGGGGAGAAUGGGAUGGGUGUGGCAGUGGGGAGAAUGGGAUGGGUGUGGCAGUGGGGAGAAUGGGAUGGGUGUGGCAGUGGGGAGAAUGGGAUGGGUGUGGCAGUGGGGAGAAUGGGAUGGGUGUGGCAGUGGGGAGAAUGGGAUGGGUGUGGCAGUGGGGAGAAUGGGAUGGGUGUGGCAGUGGGGAGAAUGGGAUGGGUGUGGCAGUGGGGAGAAUGGGAUGGGUGUGGCAGUGGGGAGAAUGGGAUGGGUGUGGCAGUGGGGAGAAUGGGAUGGCUGUGGCAGUGGGGAGAAUGGGAUGGGUGUGGCAGUGGGGAGAAUGGGAUGGGUGUGGGCAGUGGGGAGAAUGGGAUGGGUGUGGCAGUGGGGAGAAUGGGAUGGGUGUGGCAGUGGGGAGAAUGGGAUGGGUGUGGCAGUGGGGAGAAUGGGAUGGGUGUGGCAGUGGGGAGAAUGGGAUGGGUGUGGCAGUGGGGAGAAUGGGAUGGGUGUGGCAGUGGGGAGAAUGGGAUGGGUGUGGCAGUGGGGAGAAUGGGAUGGGUGUGGCAGUGGGGAGAAUGGGAUGGGUGUGGCAGUGGGGAGAAUGGGAUGGGUGUGGCAGUGGGGAGAAUGGGAUGGGUGUGGCAGUGGGGAGAAUGGGAUGGGUGUGGCAGUGGGGAGAAUGGGAUGGGUGUGGCAGUGGGGAGAAUGGGAUGGGUGUGGCAGUGGGGAGAAUGGGAUGGGUGUGGCAGUGGGGAGAAUGGGAUGGGUGUGGCAGUGGGGAGAAUGGGAUGGGUGUGGCAGUGGGGAGAAUGGGAUGGGUGUGGCAGUGGGGAGAAUGGGAUGGGUGUGGCAGUGGGGAGAAUGGGAUGGGUGUGGCAGUGGGGAGAAUGGGAUGGGUGUGGCAGUGGGGAGAAUGGGAUGGGUGUGGCAGUGGGGAGAAUGGGAUGGGUGUGGCAGUGGGGAGAAUGGGAUGGGUGUGGCAGUGGGGAGAAUGGGAUGGGUGUGGCAGUGGGGAGAAUGGGAUGGGUGUGGCAGUGGGGAGAAUGGGAUGGGUGUGGCAGUGGGGAGAAUGGGAUGGGUGUGGCAGUGGGGAGAAUGGGAUGGGUGUGGCAGUGGGGAGAAUGGGAUGGGUGUGGCAGUGGGGAGAAUGGGAUGGGUGUGGCAGUGGGGAGAAUGGGAUGGGUGUGGCAGUGGGGAGAAUGGGAUGGGUGUGGCAGUGGGGAGAAUGGGAUGGGUGUGGCAGUGGGGAGAAUGGGAUGGGUGUGGCAGUGGGGAGAAUGGGAUGGGUGUGGCAGUGGGGAGAAUGGGAUGGGUGUGGCAGUGGGGAGAAUGGGAUGGGUGUGGCAGUGGGGAGAAUGGGAUGGGUGUGGCAGUGGGGAGAAUGGGAUGGGUGUGGCAGUGGGGAGAAUGGGAUGGGUGUGGCAGUGGGGAGAAUGGGAUGGGUGUGGCAGUGGGGAGAAUGGGAUGGGUGUGGCAGUGGGGAGAAUGGGAUGGGUGUGGCAGUGGGGAGAAUGGGAUGGGUGUGGCAGUGGGGAGAAUGGGAUGGGUGUGGCAGUGGGGAGAAUGGGAUGGGUGUGGCAGUGGGGAGAAUGGGAUGGGUGUGGCAGUGGGGAGAAUGGGAUGGGUGUGGCAGUGGGGAGAAUGGGAUGGGUGUGGCAGUGGGGAGAAUGGGAUGGGUGUGGCAGUGGGGAGAAUGGGAUGGGUGUGGCAGUGGGGAGAAUGGGAUGGGUGUGGCAGUGGGGAGAAUGGGAUGGGUGUGGCAGUGGGGAGAAUGGGAUGGGUGUGGCAGUGGGGAGAAUGGGAUGGGUGUGGCAGUGGGGAGAAUGGGAUGGGUGUGGCAGUGGGGAGAAUGGGAUGGGUGUGGCAGUGGGGAGAAUGGGAUGGGUGUGGCAGUGGGGAGAAUGGGAUGGGUGUGGCAGUGGGGAGAAUGGGAUGGGUGUGGCAGUGGGGAGAAUGGGAUGGGUGUGGCAGUGGGGAGAAUGGGAUGGGUGUGGCAGUGGGGAGAAUGGGAUGGGUGUGGCAGUGGGGAGAAUGGGAUGGGUGUGGCAGUGGGGAGAAUGGGAUGGGUGUGGCAGUGGGGAGAAUGGGAUGGGUGUGGCAGUGGGGAGAAUGGGAUGGGUGUGGCAGUGGGGAGAAUGGGAUGGGUGUGGCAGUGGGGAGAAUGGGAUGGGUGUGGCAGUGGGGAGAAUGGGAUGGGUGUGGCAGUGGGGAGAAUGGGAUGGCUGUGGCAGUGGGGAGAAUGGGAUGGGUGUGGCAGUGGGGAGAAUGGGAUGGGUGUGGCAGUGGGGAGAAUGGGAUGGGUGUGGCAGUGGGGAGAAUGGGAUGGGUGUGGCAGUGGGGAGAAUGGGAUGGGUGUGGCAGUGGGGAGAAUGGGAUGGGUGUGGCAGUGGGGAGAAUGGGAUGGGUGUGGCAGUGGGGAGAAUGGGAUGGGUGUGGCAGUGGGGAGAAUGGGAUGGCUGUGGCAGUGGGGAGAAUGGGAUGGGUGUGGCAGUGGGGAGAAUGGGAUGGGUGUGGCAGUGGGGAGAAUGGGAUGGGUGUGGCAGUGGGGAGAAUGGGAUGGGUGUGGCAGUGGGGAGAAUGGGAUGGGUGUGGCAGUGGGGAGAAUGGGAUGGGUGUGGCAGUGGGGAGAAUGGGAUGGGUGUGGCAGUGGGGAGAAUGGGAUGGGUGUGGCAGUGGGGAGAAUGGGAUGGGUGUGGCAGUGGGGAGAAUGGGAUGGGUGUGGCAGUGGGGAGAAUGGGAUGGGUGUGGCAGUGGGGAGAAUGGGAUGGGUGUGGCAGUGGGGAGAAUGGGAUGGGUGUGGCAGUGGGGAGAAUGGGAUGGGUGUGGCAGUGGGGAGAAUGGGAUGGGUGUGGCAGUGGGGAGAAUGGGAUGGGUGUGGCAGUGGGGAGAAUGGGAUGGGUGUGGCAGUGGGGAGAAUGGGAUGGGUGUGGCAGUGGGGAGAAUGGGAUGGGUGUGGCAGUGGGGAGAAUGGGAUGGCUGUGGCAGUGGGGAGAAUGGGAUGGGUGUGGCAGUGGGGAGAAUGGGAUGGGUGUGGCAGUGGGGAGAAUGGGAUGGGUGUGGCAGUGGGGAGAAUGGGAUGGGUGUGGCAGUGGGGAGAAUGGGAUGGCUGUGGCAGUGGGGAGAAUGGGAUGGGUGUGGCAGUGGGGAGAAUGGGAUGGGUGUGGCAGUGGGGAGAAUGGGAUGGGUGUGGCAGUGGGGAGAAUGGGAUGGCUGUGGCAGUGGGGAGAAUGGGAUGGGUGUGGCAGUGGGGAGAAUGGGAUGGGUGUGGCAGUGGGGAGAAUGGGAUGGGUGUGGCAGUGGGGAGAAUGGGAUGGGUGUGGCAGUGGGGAGAAUGGGAUGGCUGUGGCAGUGGGGAGAAUGGGAUGGGUGGGGUGUGGCAGUGGGGAGAAUGGGAUGGGUGUGGCAGUGGGGAGAAUGGGAUGGGUGUGGCAGUGGGGAGAAUGGGAUGGGUGUGGCAGUGGGGAGAAUGGGAUGGGUGUGGCAGUGGGGAGAAUGGGAUGGGUGUGGCAGUGGGGAGAAUGGGAUGGGUGUGGCAGUGGGGAGAAUGGGAUGGGUGUGGCAGUGGGGAGAAUGGGAUGGGUGUGGCAGUGGGGAGAAUGGGAUGGGUGUGGCAGUGGGGAGAAUGGGAUGGGUGUGGCAGUGGGGAGAAUGGGAUGGGUGUGGCAGUGGGGAGAAUGGGAUGGGUGUGGCAGUGGGGAGAAUGGGAUGGGUGUGGCAGUGGGGAGAAUGGGAUGGGUGUGGCAGUGGGGAGAAUGGGAUGGGUGUGGCAGUGGGGAGAAUGGGAUGGGUGUGGCAGUGGGGAGAAUGGGAUGGGUGUGGCAGUGGGGAGAAUGGGAUGGGUGUGGCAGUGGGGAGAAUGGGAUGGGUGUGGCAGUGGGGAGAAUGGGAUGGGUGUGGCAGUGGGGAGAAUGGGAUGGGUGUGGCAGUGGGGAGAAUGGGAUGGGUGUGGCAGUGGGGAGAAUGGGAUGGGUGUGGCAGUGGGGAGAAUGGGAUGGGUGUGGCAGUGGGGAGAAUGGGAUGGGUGUGGCAGUGGGGAGAAUGGGAUGGGUGUGGCAGUGGGGAGAAUGGGAUGGGUGUGGCAGUGGGGAGAAUGGGAUGGGUGUGGCAGUGGGGAGAAUGGGAUGGGUGUGGCAGUGGGGAGAAUGGGAUGGGUGUGGCAGUGGGGAGAAUGGGAUGGGUGUGGCAGUGGGGAGAAUGGGAUGGGUGUGGCAGUGGGGAGAAUGGGAUGGGUGUGGCAGUGGGGAGAAUGGGAUGGGUGUGGCAGUGGGGAGAAUGGGAUGGGUGUGGCAGUGGGGAGAAUGGGAUGGGUGUGGCAGUGGGGAGAAUGGGAUGGGUGUGGCAGUGGGGAGAAUGGGAUGGGUGUGGCAGUGGGGAGAAUGGGAUGGGUGUGGCAGUGGGGAGAAUGGGAUGGGUGUGGCAGUGGGGAGAAUGGGAUGGGUGUGGCAGUGGGGAGAAUGGGAUGGGUGUGGCAGUGGGGAGAAUGGGAUGGGUGUGGCAGUGGGGAGAAUGGGAUGGGUGUGGCAGUGGGGAGAAUGGGAUGGGUGUGGCAGUGGGGAGAAUGGGAUGGGUGUGGCAGUGGGGAGAAUGGGAUGGGUGUGGCAGUGGGGAGAAUGGGAUGGGUGUGGCAGUGGGGAGAAUGGGAUGGGUGUGGCAGUGGGGAGAAUGGGAUGGGUGUGGCAGUGGGGAGAAUGGGAUGGGUGUGGCAGUGGGGAGAAUGGGAUGGGUGUGGCAGUGGGGAGAAUGGGAUGGGUGUGGCAGUGGGGAGAAUGGGAUGGGUGUGGCAGUGGGGAGAAUGGGAUGGGUGUGGCAGUGGGGAGAAUGGGAUGGGUGUGGCAGUGGGGAGAAUGGGAUGGGUGUGGCAGUGGGGAGAAUGGGAUGGGUGUGGCAGUGGGGAGAAUGGGAUGGGUGUGGCAGUGGGGAGAAUGGGAUGGGUGUGGCAGUGGGGAGAAUGGGAUGGGUGUGGCAGUGGGGAGAAUGGGAUGGGUGUGGCAGUGGGGAGAAUGGGAUGGGUGUGGCAGUGGGGAGAAUGGGAUGGGUGUGGCAGUGGGGAGAAUGGGAUGGGUGUGGCAGUGGGGAGAAUGGGAUGGGUGUGGCAGUGGGGAGAAUGGGAUGGGUGUGGCAGUGGGGAGAAUGGGAUGGGUGUGGCAGUGGGGAGAAUGGGAUGGGUGUGGCAGUGGGGAGAAUGGGAUGGGUGUGGCAGUGGGGAGAAUGGGAUGGGUGUGGCAGUGGGGAGAAUGGGAUGGGUGUGGCAGUGGGGAGAAUGGGAUGGGUGUGGCAGUGGGGAGAAUGGGAUGGGUGUGGCAGUGGGGAGAAUGGGAUGGGUGUGGCAGUGGGGAGAAUGGGAUGGGUGUGGCAGUGGGGAGAAUGGGAUGGGUGUGGCAGUGGGGAGAAUGGGAUGGGUGUGGCAGUGGGGAGAAUGGGAUGGGUGUGGCAGUGGGGAGAAUGGGAUGGGUGUGGCAGUGGGGAGAAUGGGAUGGGUGUGGCAGUGGGGAGAAUGGGAUGGGUGUGGCAGUGGGGAGAAUGGGAUGGGUGUGGCAGUGGGGAGAAUGGGAUGGGUGUGGCAGUGGGGAGAAUGGGAUGGGUGUGGCAGUGGGGAGAAUGGGAUGGGUGUGGCAGUGGGGAGAAUGGGAUGGGUGUGGCAGUGGGGAGAAUGGGAUGGGUGUGGCAGUGGGGAGAAUGGGAUGGGUGUGGCAGUGGGGAGAAUGGGAUGGGUGUGGCAGUGGGGAGAAUGGGAUGGGUGUGGCAGUGGGGAGAAUGGGAUGGGUGUGGCAGUGGGGAGAAUGGGAUGGGUGUGGCAGUGGGGAGAAUGGGAUGGGUGUGGCAGUGGGGAGAAUGGGAUGGGUGUGGCAGUGGGGAGAAUGGGAUGGGUGUGGCAGUGGGGAGAAUGGGAUGGGUGUGGCAGUGGGGAGAAUGGGAUGGGUGUGGCAGUGGGGAGAAUGGGAUGGGUGUGGCAGUGGGGAGAAUGGGAUGGGUGUGGCAGUGGGAGAAUGGGAUGGGUGUGGCAGUGGGGAGAAUGGGAUGGGUGUGGCAGUGGGGAGAAUGGGAUGGGUGUGGCAGUGGGGAGAAUGGGAUGGGUGUGGCAGUGGGGAGAAUGGGAUGGGUGUGGCAGUGGGAGAAUGGGAUGGGUGUGGCAGUGGGGAGAAUGGGAUGGGUGUGGCAGUGGGGAGAAUGGGAUGGGUGUGGCAGUGGGGAGAAUGGGAUGGGUGUGGCAGUGGGGAGAAUGGGAUGGGUGUGGCAGUGGGGAGAAUGGGAUGGGUGA